AUUCUCAGAACUCAGAGCUGACGCUUCUUCAAAAGGCUGCAGUGAUCGAGUUCGACAGGAAAACAAACAUGUUUUUGUCAUCAAGGGAGACAAAAACACUUUUGGACUGCCUGGCAGUAACUUUGGACCAAACAAAGUAAAGAGGAAACCAAGGGGUACAGAUGUUUGGGGAGCUUCACCUGAGAGUAAAAGCUGGUGAAUUUAACUAAAACUGCAAGCAGAGCAGAUAAAAGACAAACAUCUCGUCAUACCUGACCGCUCACUGUCACCUGGAGGUGUGGCAGAAAACCAGGUGUUCAUUUAACUCGACAUUCUUCCUGUUGAGCUCCAACAUUCACGAUGCUGCGCUUGGUGCUGCUGCUGCUGCUGCUGCUCGGCGCCACACAUGCCUCUCACUUUUUGGGCACAAUGAUGACCUACUACCCAAAGCAAACUCAUGCAGAUGGAUCCGUAACGGUGAGUUUACGCUACAAGCUGGGCUUCACCUCCUGCUACCACUUUGACAUAUGGAGCUGCUAUGGUUCCUGUGGGAGCCUGCCAUAUGUCCAGUGGGAUCGCACCCUGCAGGAGGUCGACAUGGAGCCCAGUGGAGAGUGGUGUCAGCGAGAAGGAACCGUGACUACGGUCAUUUUUCCAAGCUCUUUAACCCAGCUUGUGUUUGCUGGUGGCAACUGGAUAUAUUACAUCCAAAAUAAYGUUGUGUCUUGGAGAGCUUUGACUUUUGUGGAACUGGGAAAACGAUCGGAUACCAGGAAGCCAAACGCUUCCCCUCAGAGCACCAUCAUGCCAGCGGUGAGGGUUCCUUCAAACUGUCAAAGAGAUUACGACUUGAUGGCGUUUGACCCUGACGGAGACAAUGUUGAAUGCAGAUUUGGAUCUGAUUCACUGUAUGAAUGUAACCCUUGUGCUCCUCCGUCUAUCCUAAACCUGUCAUCAUCCUGCACUCUCUCCUUCAACAGAACCAAUAGCACCAGUGAAGGUCAGUAUGCAGUGCAGCUGGUGCUGGAGGAUUUCCCAAAGCAAACAAUUACAUUGACCAAUGUUCACGGGGUUCAAACAACCAAAACGACCAGUCAGGCCAUCAGCAAAGUACCACUCCAGUUUGUUUUACAUGUGGACCCUGUUGUACCAUCCUGCACAGAAGGAUUGUUUCUUCCAAAGUUUCUACCUCCAACUCCAGCAAACAGAGCCAAGAUGUCCACCAGGGUGAACCAACCCCUGGAAAUUAGCAUCGCUGCCGAGGCUGCUAAUGCUACAAUCUCUGAGCUGCUGUUCAGCGGGCCGGCCAAUGUGGUUAAGAAUUCAUCGGGAUCUGGAAACUUCACUCUGAGUUGGACGCCAUCAGUUAGUGAAGAAGGAGAGAGCCACCCCAUCUGCUUCGUCGUCCAGGCAACGCUAAAUUCAGAGAAGUACCACUCUGAGCUUCGAUGCGUCAUUGUGCAGGUYGAGCUUGGGAUGGUGGUUCGAGUCAACAUGAAGGUUCUGACUUCAUUGUCACAGGGAGGAAUCGUCAACGAAGUCGUCCUGCAGAAGGUUAAAGAUGAGCUGGUGAGUCUGGGUCUGCCGUCCAACAGCUCUCUGCUUCUGCUGAAAAGCAGCAGUGCGCUGGCCAAUGCAACAGCGGCCUCUGGUGUUUAAUCAUGGAAAGUGCAACGUGUCCACACAGGGGUUUUUACUGCUGCAGCUUUUAUACGUUUCAUCAUUGGAGUGAAUAUAUUUACUGAUUUUAUCCACAAUUUAUGCCUAACGUUUCGAUCCAUUUACUCAAUAUUUGUAUUUUUUUUAGAUUCUACUGAGGUUUCCGUAUGUUUUUCUGCUUUUUGAUAAAACAUGCUGAAUAGUUUUAGGAAGACACUCUUUGUAACUUAAUAAUCUCAAUAAAAUCAAACAUUUUGACUAUU
Poecilia reticulata (guppy) is the source of this 1901-nucleotide messenger RNA. RefSeq lists its product as uncharacterized. Lineage: Eukaryota; Metazoa; Chordata; Actinopteri; Cyprinodontiformes; Poeciliidae. The record is from RefSeq and is a predicted model, not a curated record.